GCAAUAAACGGGAGCGAACGCAAAGAAAUAUUAACUUCAGUUUCAAAAAGAGAAAUAAAACAAGCCGAAAAACAUAUAGAAAUUAUUUUCGUGGUUUUAUGGGCUACAUUAAAAAAGAAAAACGCAUUCCAAAAAGAAAAAAAUAAAUGAAAUUCUUACAUACGAAAACAAAAUAACAAUGUUUAAAAAAUCCAUAACGUUUUUGUGUAUAUUAGCCAUUCCAUUGUUGGUUUCUGGGAAAUCUUUAUUUGAAUACAAUGUCAACCCGGCAUAUGAUUUAGAAGCUGAGGAAUCCAAAAGUUAUUCCAAUUUUUGGCCAUAUUUUGAAUAUGAUUCAUAUCCAGCACAUAAACGUCAAAAACAUUAUGGCCAUCAUCAUUAUUAUGAUGAUGAUUCUUCAGAUUCCGAUAGUCAUGAAUAUGAUGACUAUGAUGAUCAUUGGCAUGGUCAUGGUCAUGGACCACCGCCACAUGCAAGACAAAAAAAAGGACCACCUGGUCAUGCGAAAAAUAAGGGACAUGGAGGGGGACCUCCGGGCCAUGGGGGCUUGCCACCAGGCCAUGGAGGAGUGCCACCAGGCCAUGGAGGUGUACCACCAGGCCAUGGAGGUGUACCGCCAGGACAUGGAGGAGUGCCACCAGGCCAUAAUAAACCAAUCAUGCCACCACGAUUUCCUCCACCUCCUGUUACAGAUGAAGAUUUUAUAAAUCCCUGGGGAGGCACAAACAAUCCAGAUGUUGUUGUUAGUUCUACCACAAAGCAGCCAGCUUUGCCAUUUACAACAUUGUCAACCACUACCACUGCAGCUCCAACAUCAGCAGCCCCACCCACUAUUCCACCAUCAACGACUAAUGCUGAUGGCUUACUUUAUGACAUUGAUGUUCGAUUUGGUCAAUAGAUUUUCUUUUUUUAAUAUUUUUUUGUAAUAUUUUGAAAUUAAAGCAAAGCCGAUUCUUUUUAAAUGAUUUUAAAAAGCUUGGAAAAUAUCAAAUAUACUCAAAUAUUAUUAAACUAA
Stomoxys calcitrans (stable fly) is the source of this 1015-nucleotide messenger RNA. RefSeq lists its product as uncharacterized. NCBI's taxonomy places the organism in Eukaryota, Metazoa, Arthropoda, Insecta, Diptera, Muscidae. Bases 179 to 898 code for a protein of 239 amino acids. The record is from RefSeq and is a predicted model, not a curated record. The transcript is spliced from 4 exons.